Ziziphus jujuba (common jujube) is the source of this 2173-nucleotide messenger RNA. Its product is annotated as heparanase-like protein 1. Bases 350 to 1969 code for a protein of 539 amino acids. Gene Ontology annotation, molecular function: beta-glucuronidase activity. The record is from RefSeq and is a predicted model, not a curated record. Gene Ontology annotation, cellular component: membrane; plant-type cell wall. NCBI's taxonomy places the organism in Eukaryota, Viridiplantae, Streptophyta, Magnoliopsida, Rosales, Rhamnaceae. The transcript is spliced from 10 exons.
AUAUUCCAACCCGUUCGCUGUACGUUCAUAUUAUUAUGCUUAAUCAGCUAAAUUCAGCUCAAAUAUUGGGCCAAAUCCGAAAAAUCUGAGUCCGACCCUUUUCACCUUACACAGUUUUCUUGCCGGUGAAUGUUCAUCAUCACUGAAUGCUCAAGGAUAGAGUUAGAAAGGCUUGUCCUUUACAGCAAACAAAGCACCGUAUUACUAUUAUUGAUGCACUUUCUGUCAAAAGGAGGUUGCGUUGGAGUUGAGCUUGGAUGGUGAUGUUAAUGGCGAGGCUUUUGGUACUUGGGUGGCAGUUAAUUUAAAUCGAUCGGUUUGGUGGUGAAGCUGUUCUAUUGAUUAACUAAUGGAGUUCUGCUUCUCCUUAUUCCUCCUUCUGAUUUCCUUCCCUGUGAUAUUGGCUCAAGAAGAUGUUGUACAAGCUAAUAUUGUAGUUGUUGCAGCUACAGCUGUUGGAGAAGUUGAUAGUAAGUUCAUAUGUGCUACUAUUGAUUGGUGGCCUCAUGAUAAAUGUAAUUACAAUCAAUGUCCUUGGGGAUACACGUCUGCGAUGAACCUGAACUUAUCUCAUCCUUUACUUGCCAAGGCAAUUCAAGCUUUCAAGCCCCUGAGAAUCAGAAUUGGAGGUUCUUUGCAAGAUCGAGUUUUGUAUGGUGUAGAAAGUUUGAAGGCUCCUUGCCAUCCAUUUCAAAGGAGGAAAGAUGGGUUGUUUGGAUUUUCUAGAGGAUGUUUGAAAAUGAGUAGAUGGGAUCAGCUGAACCAAUUUUUCAGUACGACAGGGGCUGUUGUGACAUUUGGCUUGAAUGCACUCUCUGGGAGGCACCGCAACAACAAGGGUGUUUGGGAGGGAGACUGGGAAUCUACUAAUGCUUAUGAUUUUAUUAAGUAUACUAUUUCAAAAGGAUACCAGAUUGAUUCGUGGGAAUUUGGUAAUGAGUUGAGUGGAUCUGGUGUUGGAGCAAGAGUUAGUGCUGACCAAUAUGGAAAAGACUUGAUCAAUCUUAAAAAGAUAAUUGAUGAGUUGUACAAGAACUCCAACUUAAAACCUUCACUUGUGGCACCUGGAGGAUUCUAUGAGCAUAAUUGGUUUUCAAAGCUUCUAGAUGUAACUGGUUCUAAUGUAGUCAAUACCAUCACUCAUCAUAUCUACAAUUUGGGUGCAGGUAAUGAUCCCAAUCUUGUAAGUAGAAUACUGAAUCCCUAUCACUUGAACAAGAUAGCAGGAACAUUCAUUGAUCUAGAGCAAACCAUGAAAGUGCAUGGUCCUUGGGCUUCUGCAUGGGUGGGAGAGUCUGGAGGGGCCUAUAAUAGUGGUGGUCGUGAUGUGUCCAACACAUUUGUUGACAGUUUUUGGUACUUAGAUCAGCUUGGAAUGGCAUCCAAGUAUAAUACUAAAGUAUAUUGCAGACAGACUCUAAUUGGUGGGAACUAUGGUCUUCUGGACAGAACCACAUUUGUCCCCAACCCUGAUUACUACAGUGCACUUUUAUGGCAUCAACUUAUGGGAGAUGGUGUUCUUGCCGUUGGGAGUGAUGCUUCACCCUAUCUACGCGCUUAUGCCCAUUGUUCAAAAGGAAGAGCAGGUAUAACUCUACUUCUUAUUAAUUUAAGGAAUCAGACCGAAUUUAUUGUUAAUGUCAAGAACAGUUUGAAUUUGGCUGUCCAUGGGAACACGAUUCGAGAGCAAAGUUCAUUCAUGCACGGUGUUAAGAGGACAAUUGCAUGGGUUGGCCAAAAAGCAUCAGAUGGACCAUUGUACAGAGAAGAGUAUCAUUUGACUCCACAUAAUGGCUACCUUCGGAGCAAAAUCAUGGUUCUGAAUGGAGUUCCAUUAGAGAUUACUGAGGAUGGAAACAUUCCAAAAUUGAAUCCUGUUCUUGUCAAAGAAAAUUCUUUAGUCUCAGUCAGUCCUCAUUCCAUCAAAUUUGUGGUAUUCCCUAACUUUGAUGCUCCUGGUUGUGCAUGAUUUAUCUUCAUUCAUCCCUGAAGAACUAUUUAACUGUGUUUCACUUAGUCAUAGAAGUGUAAGUUUAUGGCAAUUGUAAGUUCUGAGCUAUAAAAUAAACCUGCAAUAAUUGCCUGCGUGCGUAAAUUAAUUGUAUGGAAAGAACAUAGAAUGUACUAUCAAUUAUUUAUUGGAAUUAUUAAUAAUAUUAUUUUUUAUCUUUAA